AUGGUGCGCAUAAAAGAACGAUAUCUUCUUGUCAACAUCAUCUACCCGCCUGAUCCUGCGAGGCCCAACCUACCGGAUCUUGUGGUGCGGCAUCAGCCUACCAUUGAGAAACUAUCACCCCAGGCUUUGCUCAAGGGGAUUAGGACUGAGAUCGCGUCGUUGUUUGGUGACUAUGGAUCUGGAGCAUUGGGCAACAUUUCAGUGAAAUAUCUGUCACUGGCUACAUCUACCUUUAUCCUAAGAUGCUCGAGAGCCCACUACCAAAUGCUCUGGUCCGCCUUGACCUUUAUGGAUCACGUACCUGUUAGGGACGGCAGACCAUGCAUCUUCCGCGUUGUACGCGUCAGCGGAACCAUCCGCAAGGCUGAGGAAGAAGCCAUUCGCCAAGCAAAGAAGCUCAUCCUCGCGGCGAAGGAGGAACCUGGCACCAAGAGCUCCCUAACCAGCGCGCUCGAGAGCCAAGAAGAAAUGGUCCUCGACAUCACCGAUGACUCUGGCGAUGAGUCCAUGGACGACGCGGAUGGUUGA
Messenger RNA from Fusarium keratoplasticum, 528 nucleotides. RefSeq lists its product as uncharacterized. The record is from RefSeq and is a predicted model, not a curated record. NCBI's taxonomy places the organism in Eukaryota, Fungi, Ascomycota, Sordariomycetes, Hypocreales, Nectriaceae. Gene Ontology annotation, biological process: tRNA 5'-leader removal. Gene Ontology annotation, cellular component: ribonuclease P complex. The transcript has 2 exons. Bases 1 to 528 code for a protein of 175 amino acids.